Messenger RNA from Thrips palmi, 5102 nucleotides. RefSeq names its product N-acetylneuraminate 9-O-acetyltransferase. The transcript is spliced from 14 exons. NCBI's taxonomy places the organism in Eukaryota, Metazoa, Arthropoda, Insecta, Thysanoptera, Thripidae. The coding region runs from base 65 to 2566 and encodes 833 amino acids. The record is from RefSeq and is a predicted model, not a curated record.
GCGAAAAGCUUAUUCGCAGCACCGACCAAACGCCGAUGAGCAAUGCCGAUAAACUGUUGUAAACAUGACAGGCAAAGGAGAAGAUGAAGGAACUGCCGCUAAUGUUAUCAAACAAAUCAAUGCCAAAAAUGCCAAAAUUGUUGCUUGUCUUGUGGUUAUUGGUUUUUGCUUCUAUCACGGCAUCCUUCACGUCCGUUAUGGUAUUGACUCCUGUAAGUGGCUAUUAAGUGAUGGGCGUUACAAAGGAAACAUGGAGUGGCAACCUUAUGGGUGCAUGAUGCAUCAGUAUUCUCUCAAAGACACUCGUAGAUGUUUCCGCUACCUAACAUUUUUGGGUAAAAGAAAUCACUUUGCUUUUAUUGGAGAUACCCAAGUGCAGCUCCAUUACAGAGCGCUGCUACACCAAUUGGCAGGACACAAGCAGUCUGAGGCUUCAUUCUGGGCAAAUGCCAAGUCUAAUCAAACAUUAGAUGCCUUGCCUCAGAGUGAUCACGCCUUUCAUGAUUCCCUGCUGGGUUUACACUUAGAAUAUUUGUGGCAACCCUUUCUCACUGACAAUAUGACAAACCGAGUUAGGAGUUGGAUGGAGAAAGGUGGCCCGAGCGUCAUUGUGAUUGGUAUGGGCUCAUGGGCCAUUAAAAGCCCCGAUAACUUCGAACAUUCCAUUAAUGAGUUCACUGUCAACUUAACUAGAUUUGCUAAGACUGUUUUACCAAAAGGUGAGCACAAAUCCAUAGUACUGUGGGUCCCAAUUCCACCUAUAAAAGAAUCUAAGCAACUUCUUACCCCUGAUGAUCCAUUUAACAAUGAACACAUUGACCUUUUCAACAAAGCUGCUAUAGAGGUCUUGGAACAUAGUGGAGCUCAAGUCUGGUGGAGCUCAAGACUGCUUUCUCAGGGGCGGAUUGACGAAAGCUUUGGGGAAGCAUACCCUGGCUAUCGAGCCCUUUCUUUGAAUACUCAAAUACUGCUUAAUGCAUAUUGCAAUGAUCAUAUGAAUUUUAAUGAUGGCACAUGCUGUUGGAGUGCAGAGCCUUACACAUAUUUGCAAGUUGCUACUUAUGCCUCUUUUGCUGUAUGCAUUGUUAUUGCAUUUACAAUGGUGCUGUACAGAAUUUCCAAAGGCAGUUAUCAUCAAACGCAUGUAAAGUACACUCCAUUGCCUAAAAGUUUUGAAAUGGGAGGAAACGAAACUGUCGAAUGCAAACCGGAUGCCAGCCUUGACAUACUCCCCUUGCUAUUUGCUUUAUCAAAGCUUGGCCUCAUCAUGAUUUUUUUCUACGUUUGUGACAGAACUAGUUUUUUUAUGAAAGAAAACAAAUAUUAUUCUCCGCUCAGUUUCUGGCUUCCAUUGGCGUAUAUGGUUGUUCUAGGACUGUUUUUCACAGAGGACAGUCGAUACACUAAAGUCCUUCACCGGGAACAGACGGAUGAAUGGAAAGUGCAGUUUUGUCUUUGCCCAAGAACUUCUCAAAAUGUUCUUUUCCCAGGAUGGAUGCAGCUUGCUGUACUAAUUUAUCAAAUGACUGAUGCGAGUGGUAUUUUGCCUAUAUACAUGCAUGCCCGAGUACUUGUGUCUGCAUAUCUAUUCUUGUCAGGGUAUGGACACUUUAGCUAUUUUUGGCAGCGUGGUGAAGCUGGCAUUGUUCGCUUUUUCCAGAUUAUAUUCCGUUUGAACUUCCUGACAGUUGUCCUUUGCUUGGCUAUGAAUCGACCCUACCAGUUUUAUCACUUUAUUCCCCUCAUUUCCUGGUGGGUCUUUGCAGUGUUCCUCUUUUUAUCAUUCCCACCUAGAGUGAGUGCAAUGUCCUCAGACGGAAAUCCUCUCCAGUUCUUGACUCUGGUUUUAAAAUUUGUCGGUUUCAUUAGUAUUAUCACUAUUCUGUACAUGUCUGAGGUAUUUUUUGAGAAAGUCUUUGUGACUAGACCUUGGAAAGCGUUGUUUGUUACCACUGAUGAUGAUAUCCAUGAAUGGUGGUUUAGGUGGAAACUGAAUAGAUACAGUGUUUCCUAUGGCAUGAUUUAUGCUGUUGGUUUGUUCCUGGCUCAGAGGCAUCAAUUGCUUGACGAUAGAAAUCACAGUAACCUCCUGUCUCCCCGUCUUUCGUUUUUUGCUGCCCUUAUGUCACUUUGUGGGAUUGGUGGCUAUCUAGGGUUUUCAAUCCUCUGUCGAAAUCGUCAAGAGUGCAAUGAAGUUCAUCCCUACAUUGUUUUCAUUCCUAUUAUCAGCUACAUAGCUUUGCGUAACAUAUCAGGAAUUUUACGCACACGUUAUUCUACAUUUUUUGCUUGGUUUGGCAAAAUAUCAUUAGAAUUAAGUGUAUGUCAGUACCAUAUCUGGCUUGCUGCUGAUGCCAAUGGUGUCUUGGUGUUAGUUCCUGGAUCCCCAGCACUAAAUGCCAUUGUGACAUCUUUCAUUUUUGUGUGUGUUGCCCAUGAGGCCCAUGAAAUUACAAAAGUGUUGUUGCCAUAUGUUGUUCCAUCGGACUGGCGCAAGGUUUUGAGAAAUGCUGUUGUGUUUACUCUUGUGUUAAUACCCAUUGGUAUUCAUGAUGGAAUGUUCUGAAGCUGCAUCUUUGUAACUUAAUUCCCCCUUCAGUUUAUCUUUUAGUAGGGUUUGAUUGAACCUGUUGGUAUACAUUGUGAAGUGUCAUAUUAAGAAAUUGGUUUGUGCUUUUAAAAGCCUUGGGACACCUGAAUUUGCUUGCUCACCCUUCAUUAGAGUUGAUUAUUUAUGUUUCUUUCCCUUGAAAUCAACAUAUUUGGGAAUUUUGUCUCUUAUUCAAUCCUAGAGUAUGGUAAUCAUAUUUAUGUCCUCAAUGGUGAAUAAAGUUUACUAUUGAUAAGAUUUGAUCAAAGUUUUUCUUUUACAGCAUAGUCAUUUACUUGUCUUUACUUUGCAUUGAUUUGUAAAGAUAAAAGCAUAGAUCUCAAGUUUCGGAGGCAAUUGUGAUUCUUAAAGGUGUGUUAUUGUGGUUUUCUAUAAAUUAUUUAAUGGGACCAACUUGCUCACAAGAAUUUUAUUUGGUAACUUGUUUAUAUCGUUUUUAUGGAGUGUCACUCUUUUCUUCUUGUUGUGAUGGAUUUUUAUUUAAGCACCUGUAGUUUGGUUUGUAGCACUUUGCUUCAGCUUUAUGAAAACUCAAUGUCUAUUGUACACAAGUAAGCCCAUGUUAAGACCUCUUAAAGUCUAGUAUCUUAAACCAUAACACAUAAAUAUUGUAGGAGCCGUUUUUUUUUUUUUUCAAGAGACCCUGCAUUGAACUUCUUCUGUUUCUUUUUUCCCUCAACCCACUUCGCUCCUUAUUUCAUCAAUUACCUGAUAUUUUUAUGGCAUUGUUGAUUAAGUGGAUUAUGUGCAAUAGUCAUUAGAGUGUUUUAGGCAAUGCAAAAUGAGAAACAUUUUGAUUAAAAAGUCAAAUUUUUAUAGCUUUGUGCCAUUACUGUGUAAAUUCAUUUUAGUCAAAGACUAACCAAAAUAUAGUCACUACUUCUAGUGUUCUGUGAUUAGCGUUAAUGAAGUGUCUAGAAAUAAGAAAAGGUUAUCCCUUAUUAGUGCACUUAUUAGUGCACUGUUAGUGCACUAUUAGUUUCUUAAUUGUAAAACUUUUUGCCCUUGUCAGUUCACUAGCCUCAAUCAAAUAAUCAACCAUAUUGGGUGGACGGGCAUUGUAUUUGUGCCAGAGAUUUUAGAAGAGGAAUAUCAACUCUCUUUUGUCGAAGUUGAGGUAAUGAAACUUACGUCUGUGAUGUAGUACGAUGUUUAGUGACAAUUCCUGAAUUAAUAUGAAUAUGACAUGUCUUUACUCUAUGAUAAAUUGUUAUUCCAUUGCUUUCCCAUGUCAACAGAUUUAGUUGAUUAUACUGCCCUGUACAUUCCAAAGGGCAUUUAGAAGCAAUUAGUCCUCCUGUAGUAUGAGCACUGUAGUUGUGAUGAAACAAACAUAAGUACAUUUUUUACUUGUAUACCAGUAAUGAUUUUUCCUUGAGUGUAUCUGUUAUAAUAUUCAUGGGUUGUGAUUCAAUCUCAUGUAUUGACACUCUUCUCUACACAGUCGUAUUCCUGUUUCCUAGUCAGCAACGACGCCCCUGUUGUUAAAAUGUUUCUGUUUUGGUGAGAGCCAGCAGUUCAUUAAAUCCAAGAAUUUGCUGGCGAAACCUUUGAUUUGUUGGGGCCAUCCAGUGGAAGCUGUAUUUUCGUACCUUCUUUGUGAGUGCUUGUUGAAACAAUUGCUAUCAAUUUGUGUAUGUCCAAGAUUCAAAAUAUGUUGAAAGUGAUUGCUUUCACUUUUCUCCACUUACUUGUUCCUUAUGACCUCAUUGACUCGUUUCUUAAACAUAAUUAUUUUAUUUAACUUUGGUCUCGUGUUUGCCAGGAACCUUUGAGUUUCUUGUAAAAACAAUCAUUUGUUGGGAAUUGAUUAGGAUUCCACAAAAAUGGUGAUGCAGAAAAAAAUCAAUCCUUAAAAUGUAUCCUCCUCCAAAAGCAAAAAUGAAUGAACCCAAACACAGCUCGCUUAGGAUGACCCCAACGAAUUGUAGGUUUUACAGACGAAUGCUCGGAUUCACUGGACUGUGGGCUUCGGACUCUCACCACAACAUUCUUACAUACUGCUUUUUCCUAUAUGUCUAGUGUUAAUUUUUUUACAAUGUGAUUUUUCAAUUUGUAUUUGUAAUACAAGCAAGCAUUUGACUGUUUUUAUUGUGCCUUUGCUAUGUUGCGCUCAUGUUUAAUCAUGAUCAGUAUUCUCUUUCAAUUUGUCCUCUCAUUGCCAAACUAAUGAGUCAAAAUGUUUUCAUUGUUGUUUCAUAGAAAUUGUGCUCAGCUAAUUUCUUAGGUCACACAGUCAUACAUUAGUGGAAUACUUAAUAAGUUUGUAUAAUAUAUUUUGGUCUUUAAUUUCAGUGACUCACAUUUGCAUCACUACUGCACUCUGCACAACCCAAAGUCCACAGUGAAGUAUAUUUGCCAAACAUUCUUUAAAAUAUUGUACCUUUUUCACUGUGGGUCUUUGUUAGUAGUUAUAAGACACUAGAUAGCAUGUUCAUCGAAUGCUAAAUAUCUAAAAUUGUGGACAAAAAUAAAUGAAACUAGAACAGAA